This is a messenger RNA of Penicillium salamii, 1035 nucleotides long. The record is from the annotation of a GenBank genome assembly. NCBI's taxonomy places the organism in Eukaryota, Fungi, Ascomycota, Eurotiomycetes, Eurotiales, Aspergillaceae.
AUGGCGAAAGAUACUUCCACCGAUCAACAAAGAAUCAAGACACGCUUUUUGAUAUGUUCCGAUACUCAUGGAAUGGGAGGUUUACCUGGCUUGACCCGAUCAGCGAACCAGCACGCAGAUGUUGUCAUUCACUGCGGAGAUCUCACCACAGGAUCUCAGAUCGAUGAAUUCAAAGCCGCGAUUCGGCUGCUCGAAGCCAUCGAUGCACCUUUAAAGCUUGUUAUAGCAGGAAAUCACGACUUCACGAUGGACAUACCGAUCUUCCGCCAAAAGGUCGAAGAGGCACACCUGCCGGAUGAUCAAGAGCUUAUUGAGAAAACAUAUGGAUUUUAUGGGGAAGCUAGGAGCUUGUUCAAAAACACCGGAAUUACUUUUCUUGACGAAGGUAUACACUCCUUUAAUCUCCAGAAUGGCGCUUUGUUGACUGUUUAUGCCAGUCCAUACACCCCUUCACUGGGGGACUGGGGAUUCCAGUACCGCCCCGAUGAUGGCCAUGACUUUGCAAUCAACAAUAGUGGAAGCCCUUGCAGCGUGGAUGUGGUUAUGACACACGGGCCGCCGAGGGGAAUCAUGGACUACACACUCUCUGGUAAGCGAGCAGGCUCGAUAGACCUUUUUCGUGCCCUUGCCCUCGCAAACCCGCGACCACAGAUGCAUUGCUUUGGACAUAUACACGAAGGCUGGGGUGCUAAACUUAUCACGUGGCGCGAAAAGACCACUUCCGCGCCUUCGCAUUUGACUGAUAUUGAUAACGGGCGAUCUCAUCUUAUUUCAAAACUCUCCAUGCUGAGAGAAGAUGAUGAACGAUCAUUCAGCGCGAGAGGUACCCAUGUGAAGUGCUUUGCUACCAGUCACUGCUCCGGAGAUACUCACCCACUCAACCGUGGCUCUCAAACAUUGUUUGUGAAUGCUGCUAUUGAGGGUCCGCCGCAAGCGAUGAAUAGCGAGCAAAGCAAUCUAUCCACGCAGCCACCAUGGAUUGUCGACCUUGAGCUUCAAGCCUCCCCCCGAGGCGCAACACUGUUUGAGUCUUAG